Columba livia (rock pigeon) is the source of this 1370-nucleotide messenger RNA. RefSeq names its product adenine phosphoribosyltransferase-like. The transcript is spliced from 6 exons. Gene Ontology annotation, molecular function: adenine phosphoribosyltransferase activity. The record is from RefSeq and is a predicted model, not a curated record. Bases 158 to 1105 code for a protein of 315 amino acids. NCBI's taxonomy places the organism in Eukaryota, Metazoa, Chordata, Aves, Columbiformes, Columbidae.
GGAGCCAGUGCUCGGUGAGGCAGGAUGGUGCCUGGACUCCCCAUCGAGGACGUGCGCAGCCUCUCAAAGCCCCUGCGCUGCCCAAAACCCCAGGGGCUGCAGGCUGAGCAUCACCCCAGCUUGCUGACCCUUGCACCCAUGGGGUGCCAAGGGCAUCAUGCUGCCCGUGCUGUUUCUGGUGCUGGUGCUGGGUGCUGGAGACACUCAUGCAGGGCGUGAACACCCCUGCCCUGGUGCUCCCACCACCCAACAGCCUGGCCGGGACAGCAGAGCCCGGUUGGGGACGUUGCUGGCCCGCAGGCAGCACUCCUGCCUGGCACCCGCCCAGGGCCCAGCUGGCCAAGGGUGCUGGCGGGUGCUCGGUGCCGCAGGGGCUGUCCCCGCUCAGCUGUCGCUGUCUGUGACGCUCCCUGUGACGGUCCCGCUCGGCUCAGCCCCGCCACCAGCCUACCCAGUGCUUGCAGUGCCUGAGGUCCCCACGCAUGGACCUGUGCCACGUCCCCGCCACCCGGGAGAAGGGCUGGUACCUGGCGCUGAUGGCUCCCAAUGUCAAGGGUCCAAACUACGCCUGGCUGGACCCCUCCCGGCUCUACUGCCACCCGCAAGUACCCAACACCCGGGGCAGAGGGCACCUGUGGAGGGCUUGCAGGACUGUGUGGCCGACCUGCUGCAGCCCUUCCAGGGAGACCCCAUCGACAUGGUGGCCGGCAUCGAUGCCAUGGGCUUCAUCCUGGGCGCUGCUGCUGCCACCACACUGCGGAAAGGCUUCCUGGCCAUCCGCAAAGCUGGGCACCUCUGCGUGCAGACUCUGGAGCAGCCCUACAGCGACUACUCAGGCCGGGAGAAGGUGAUGGAGGUCCGCACCGACACCAUCUCUCCAGGUCUGCGCAUCCUCCUCGUGGACCAGUGGGUGGAAACCGGGGGCACCAUGCGAGCGGCCAUCCAGCUGGUGGAGCGGCUGGGAGGGGUUGUGGCAGGCGUCGCCGCCAUCUGCAUCGAGGACAGCGAGGGCGGGCGGUGGAUCCAGGAGCGCUACAAGUGCUCCCACUGUGUCCCCCCCCGCCUGCAGCCCCGCUUCAACCGCCACCAGCUGGGCUGGGAAUGAUGAGGGGCUGGCACCCCACGUGUCGCUCCAUGUUGCGCAGGGCCGCUGGUUCUUUGGGGCAGGGCAUCUACCACCCCAUUUAGCUUUCAUCGUACAUGAGAUAGUAACCCCCACUUGGUGGCAGCCGUCCUCCCCUGGCUCCAUCCCCCUGCCUCCCCACAAGACUGGGGGGUCAACCCAGGGGCAGCCGCAGUUGGCCUUGGCCCCCAGCCUCACACCUUUGUUAAAAAGCAUAAAAAAGGUUUUAUUAAGAUAAACGAGAACG